GAGUUAUAUUCUCCUUCAUUCCUUCACGGCUGCACCUACCCAACUCUUGGUUCUGCGAUGAAUGAUCCCAAGUAUGUUUAUCAUUACACUCAAGGUUACCCUCCCCAAGGUUUCCCUCCUCAAGGUUUCCCUCCCAAUAAUCCCUAUCACCCUGCUCAAGGUUAUUAUUAUCAUCAAGGGCCCCCAGUGAAUGCACCACCACCCCAGUACACUGCUCCGCCGAGAAAGGAAAACGGUUUCCUAGAGGGAUUCCGUGCAGCUUUGGGUUGCUGUUGCCUUUUGGACAACUUUUGCGGUGACCCCUCUGUUUGUUGUGCGUUCUAGUGAUUUGUUCUUAAGUUGCUCCCCUUCUUGGACAAUAGCCUCAAACUGUGAAUCUCUCAUUGAAAGUUCAAAAAAAUCUUUAAAGUAAGAUCCAUUGAAUUGCUUCUUAAAGCUGUAUUCCAAACCAUCUUGUGCUAUUCUAACGAUUUUUGUUUCUGGAA
Messenger RNA from Rhododendron vialii, 485 nucleotides. RefSeq names its product protein CYSTEINE-RICH TRANSMEMBRANE MODULE 11-like. Lineage: Eukaryota; Viridiplantae; Streptophyta; Magnoliopsida; Ericales; Ericaceae. The transcript has 4 exons. Bases 58 to 324 code for a protein of 88 amino acids. The record is from RefSeq and is a predicted model, not a curated record.